This is a messenger RNA of Penicillium nucicola, 810 nucleotides long. Its product is annotated as protein-S-isoprenylcysteine carboxyl O-methyltransferase. Gene Ontology annotation, biological process: C-terminal protein methylation. The transcript has 2 exons. Gene Ontology annotation, molecular function: protein C-terminal S-isoprenylcysteine carboxyl O-methyltransferase activity. Lineage: Eukaryota; Fungi; Ascomycota; Eurotiomycetes; Eurotiales; Aspergillaceae. The coding region runs from base 1 to 810 and encodes 269 amino acids. The record is from RefSeq and is a predicted model, not a curated record. Gene Ontology annotation, cellular component: membrane; endoplasmic reticulum.
AUGUCCAACCCCUUAUCCACCACCUCUGACUCCUCCGAAUCCUCCUCCACCCCCGAAAUCGACCUGGCAAACUACCCCACAGGCAAAAUGUCCCUCGGCGGCAUCUCCCUGCGCGCAAUGCUCCUAGGAACAGCUCUAGGCCUAUCAAGCAGCCUGGCCGUCCUCCUAUCAGCAACAACCACCACCCCGCUCUGGCGCGUCCCCUUCUUCAUCGCCGCGCUGAGUCUGUUUCAUUUCCUCGAGUUCUGGGUAACGGCACAAUACAACACACGCUACGCCACAGUCUCUGCGUUCCUCUUGUCCUCGAAUGGAUGGGCGUAUAAUGUUGCGCAUGGCUCGGCUGUUGUGGAGUGUUUGGUAUCGCAUACUUUCUGGCCGGGCCAGUCGAGCAUCGCGCGCAUGCUUUCGGUGUCGGUCCCGGGGUCGAUCUUUGGUGGGCAGGUCUCUCUUUUGUUAGUUGGAGGGUUUGUGUUGCUGCUUGUUGGGCAGGUGGUUAGGACGAUUGCUAUGGCGCAGGCUGGGGGCAAUUUCAAUCAUCAUGUGCAGAGUCGGAGGCAGGAGGGCCAUGUCCUUGUUCAGGAGGGGCUUUAUCGGGUUCUUAGACAUCCGAGUUACUUUGGGUUCUUUUGGUGGGGGCUUGGGACGCAGUUGGUUCUUGGGAAUGUUGUUUGUUUUGUCGGGUAUUCGCUGGUGCUUUGGAGGUUCUUUUCCAGUCGGAUUAAGCGUGAGGAAGCUUACUUGAUUUCUUUCUUUGGCGAUGCGUAUAUCCAGUACAGGAAGGAUACACCCGUGGGCAUCCCUGGUAUUUGA